AUGGAAGGCCAGAAUCUCUCGAAACUUGAGCCAAAGUCGAAGAAACACACCUUUGUAGGUUUUGCUGAUGGCCCAAAGGCCGUGCGCUACUACGAUGUGGGUGCGUGCUCGAUCCGAGUCUCGCAAAAUUUUGUAUUCGCGGAUGCCCCAAACUCAGCAAGCAAUGUUCCUGUACAUCAGCUUGAUGACAGUGACAGGCUGCCGCUCGAGGGGGAGUCAGGGGGAGCUGUCAAGCAGCAGCCUCCCACAUCUGCAUCAAAACCAGCAUCAGUACCUGUCAAAGCUGAUCAGUCUAACAAGAAACACGAUGGAAACUACAUUACAGAGGAAGACUUACCUCCCGAGAUACAGGAGAGCAUGCAAGAGCGACCAACAUUCUUGCCUGCACCCCCGAAGAUCCCUCUUCAUCGUACGACCCACGCUAUGCAGGACCACAACUAUCGAAGGAUGGAUAACCCCCGCGCGCAGCUCGUGAAGUCGCGCGAGCUGCCGGGAGUGCCAAAAGAGAAUGCACCUGGUGAGAGUGCGAAAGUUGCCAUGACGCCCAAAGAAUUUGAAGAGAUUGCACAGGUGCUGUAUGCAACAGCACUGGCAUCAGGUGACAGAACGGCGAGUGCGGGAGAUGAGCCGUGA
This is a messenger RNA of Sparassis crispa, 633 nucleotides long. RefSeq lists its product as hypothetical. The transcript has a single exon. The coding region runs from base 1 to 633 and encodes 210 amino acids. NCBI's taxonomy places the organism in Eukaryota, Fungi, Basidiomycota, Agaricomycetes, Polyporales, Sparassidaceae. The record is from RefSeq and is a predicted model, not a curated record.